AUGGUUGUUCCAAAUGAAGUUAAAGAUAUAGGAAUAGCUUGUAAAAGGUUUCUCUUCACAACAGAGUUCUUGGGCUUUCUUAUUCUAACAUUAUUUUAGAAUGAGAUGGUUCUGCCAAUUGGAAUUAGAUUAUUGAUUGAAGCUAUUUUGGCAGCCUAUUUCUACAUAAAUUGUAGUGAUUCUCCAGGCAGUCCAUUAUCAGGUGAUGAUGAUCAGGAAUUGUCAUAAUUCUCCAUUUCAACUUCACAAAGAGAUAAUUCUCAAUAAGAAUCAUAAAUCCCUGAAAGAAAUGUCUGUCAGGAAUGCAAGAUAAUUCAGCCAUUUAGAACGAAACAUUGUCAAAAAUGCAAGAAAUGCAUUCCCAAAUAUGAUCAUCAUUGCUUUUGGGUAGGAGGUUGUAUCGGUGAGUUAAAUCAUAGAACAUUCUGGCUAUUUUUAUUUUUUUAAUGCUUACUCUGCUUUGAUGGAUUAUUUCAAUUCAAUAAAUAACUGGGUCUCUAUUCAAUUUAUGAAGAAGAACAAAGUGAUAAUAAAUAUAAGUAUUAAUAUUUUAUGAUAUUGUUGUUCGGAACAAUAUCGUUUGGAUUUGGUAUUUUUACAGGGGCCUUAUUCUUAUAUCAUACUAUGCUGAUUAUAACUGGACAGACAACAUGGGAACACACAAAAAGGGAUAAAAUUACAUAUUUGAAGUUUUAUCCGAAAUUUUAUCAUCCUUACAAUUAUGGAUUGAUAAAAAAUAUCAGGCUUUUGUUUUUUCAUAGAAAUGUGUAAUCCCAUUGGAUUCCACCAUAAAAAGAUUAAAUUUAGGAGUAGUGUAAUAUAUUUGAUAACAAGUAUUACUCGUGUUGUUGA
Messenger RNA from Paramecium tetraurelia, 852 nucleotides. RefSeq lists its product as uncharacterized. Gene Ontology annotation, molecular function: protein-cysteine S-palmitoyltransferase activity. Gene Ontology annotation, cellular component: endoplasmic reticulum; Golgi apparatus. The record is from RefSeq and is a predicted model, not a curated record. Gene Ontology annotation, biological process: peptidyl-L-cysteine S-palmitoylation; protein targeting to membrane. The transcript has a single exon. NCBI's taxonomy places the organism in Eukaryota, Ciliophora, Oligohymenophorea, Peniculida, Parameciidae.